Messenger RNA from Oryza brachyantha (malo sina), 2375 nucleotides. Its product is annotated as probable receptor-like serine/threonine-protein kinase At5g57670. Gene Ontology annotation, molecular function: ATP binding; protein kinase activity. Lineage: Eukaryota; Viridiplantae; Streptophyta; Magnoliopsida; Poales; Poaceae. Gene Ontology annotation, biological process: protein phosphorylation. The transcript has 11 exons. The annotation marks the transcript as partial. The record is from RefSeq and is a predicted model, not a curated record.
GGGAGGACGGUGGUGGUGGGGAUAAGGAGGGAGGCGGCGAGCCACGAGCUGCUGACGUGGGCGCUCGUCAAGGUCGCCGAUGCCGGCGACCGCGUCGUCGCACUCCACGUCGCCCCCGCCGCCGGAGGCGGAGGAGGAGCGGCGGUGGGGUUGGAGGAGAGGAGCGACGCGGAGGCGGACUCACUGGUGUCGGUGCUCGCCGUGUACGACGGCUUCUGCAACCUCAAGCAGAUUAAUUUGGAGCUCAAGGUCUGUGGAGGAUCAUCUAUCCGGAAAACUUUGGUGAAAGAAGCGGCUUCUUAUGGUGCUGCACAUCUGAUCCUCGGUGUUGCAAAGAACACCCUAUCUUUUAGAUCCUCUAUUUCAGUUGCCAAGUACUGCGCAAAAAGAGUUCCAGUGGGUUGCUCGGUUCUUGCAGUGAACAAUGGCAAGAUUGUUUUCCAUAAAGAUGCGGUACAACAAGAACCAUAUCACAGCACUAGCACAGUGAAUGAGACACCAAGGAGGAGCUACCGGAAGCUCCUGACAUCCAUGAUUGGGGAGAAACUUCGAAAUGAUUAUGAACAAGAUAACAGGUUGAUUUCUCGGGCUGUCACCAUGCCAACAAGCUCUCCUGUACCAACAAAAGAAGUUUCAUUGGCACUAGUCCCAGUGAAGGUUCACCGGCGUGAAUCGCCAGAGGUGGCAACCGGCUGGCCAUUCCUUAGGAAAAAGUUCCUGCCUGACCGAAAACCUGCCUUGCAUGACAGAUCAAAAAUAUCUGUGGUGCAGUGGGCAAUGCGGCUCCCUAGUAGGUAUUCAUCAGCCUCACCAGUCCGUUCAGAGUACAGAAACACAAGACCAGGUACCACCACCUGUGCCAGUCGUAUUUUGCGGGACAGGGUGGUUGUCCCUUCGAGAAGCAAUUCAGGAAAGUCUUCUGUGGUAAUUGAGGAAUUGGAUAAGGAAGUUCCAGAGGAGUUGAUCUCACUGAGAGAAAAAUUCCCUUCCGUUUAUUCUUCAUUCAGUUACAGUGAGCUUGCAAAGAUCACUUCUGAUUUCUCACCUGAAUGUAUAAUUGGACAAGGUGGCACUAGCCGAGUUUACAAAGGUUGCCUGGCAAAUGGCAAGGAGAUGGCAGUAAAGAUACUGAAGUACUCGGAUGAAGUGCUGAAGGAGUUCGUCUCAGAGGUUGAGAUUAUCAGCUCUCUCAGCCACAAGAACAUUAUAUCCCUUACAGGUUUCUGCUUCAAGGACGCUGACCUUCUGUUGGUCUAUGAGUACUUGCAAAGGGGCAGCCUAGAAGAGAUACUGCAUGGUGAGAAAGGAUAUGGCAACUUAUUCGGAUGGACUGAGAGGUUCAAUGUAGCCCUUGGAGUUGCUCAUGCACUAGAUUAUCUCCAUGGUAAUGGCAACAAUUGUCCAGUGAUACAUAGGGAUGUCAAGUCAUCAAACAUCCUCAUAUCAGAGGAUUUUGAGCCAAAGUUAUCAGAUUUUGGCCUUGCGCUCUGGGACACUGAUGCGACAUCCCAGAUCACAUGCAACGAUGUUGCUGGAACUUUCGGAUACUUGGCUCCAGAAUAUUUCAUGCAUGGCAAGGUGAAUGACAAAAUUGAUGUGUACGCUUUUGGUGUCAUUCUUCUUGAGCUCAUUUCAGGCAAGAAACCUCUUUGCACUGGUUGUCCGAAAGGUCAAGAGAGCUUAGUGAUGUGGGCAAAUUCCAUCAUACAAGGAGGAAAACUCACACAACUUGUAGAUCCUAACUUGCCCACGGUGGACCAUGCCAACAAAGUGGAGAGGAUGACCCUUGCGGCCUCCCUCUGCAUCAGACCAACACCCCAACACCGUCCUCACAUUGCAGAUGUUCUGAAGCUACUUAAUGGAGACAGUAGUAUUCUGAAAUGGGCUAGAUCAGAAGUAGGAUUGUCGUAUGACAGUGAUGGUGAUGAAGCUGUGGUUACACCGCCAGCGAAUAACCGCAACAUCCAGUCUUACAUCAAUCUUGCAUUUGAUGUCGAUGACGAUUCUGCCUCUGUCAGCAGCAACGAUUUCAUCGCCGCAAACACUUCCUUGGAGGAGUAUUUACGAGGAAGAUGGAGCCGAUCAUCGAGCUUCGAUUGAUCAAUCCAUGGCAGACUAGUCAUUUUUGUAUAGUCGGUGUAGAUCUUUUUUUUUUUCCCUUCUUCUUAGUUAACUUUUGUUCCUUGGAUGAGAAGUGGCACAUGCAGGAUGCCCUCCUCCAAGUCUAUCCUUAUGAUGUCAUAAUUCUUGUUCUCCCAUAAGUUAUGGGUCUGUUCUUUCAUACUAGAAGGAUGUAAUUUCCUUUGUCAAACCAAAAUUCUCUCAUCCAAAGGAUGAGAAAGAAGUGAGAAAUAAAACAGGAAGACUGUUAUUGC